Molecule: messenger RNA, 4945 nt
Organism: Prorocentrum cordatum
Lineage: Eukaryota; Dinophyceae; Prorocentrales; Prorocentraceae
Source: the annotation of a GenBank genome assembly
CGGCGCGGACGCGAGCGGCGGGGCCUCUCUGCUCGGGACGGGCGGCGGGGCGCUCAACGGCUUCAGCGUCCCCGCGCAGAACCGGCUGGGCGACGACGACCUCCACUACAGCCUGUGCGCGGCCCUGCACAAGCACGCCCAGCGCCAGUUCCAGAGCCGGCUGCCCCCGUGGCUGGCGCAGACGAGCGUGCGGCAGCACACGCAGGCGCUGAACCCGCCGAUGAUGGGCACGCUGGGGGAGGCGGUGCCCCCUCUGCGGGGCUCGGGGGCGGGCGACGGCAGCGGCUCGAGCAGCGAGCUCGCGGACUCCUCGGACGCGGGCGCAGGCGCAGACGAGAGGCCCGGGGGCAGGAGGCGGGUGGCGAUCGGCCGCCUGUCGCUGUCGAUCACCUCGUCGCACGUAUGCUGCGAGAUCUGGGAGCGGCCGGGGGAGGGCGGGCGGCCAGAGGGCCCGUGGGGCCUGGCGGUCAUCGCCAGGCCGCCCUCCACGCAGCGGAGCAGCACGGCCGCUCAGGCCCAGAUCGACCACCUGACGGGCAGCCUGCUGGAGACGCUGGGCGACUCGCGGGCGGCGGGGGCCGGCCAGCAGGUGGUGGUCUUCCGCAGCCGCCGGCCGUGGCGCUCGCUCGUCACGCAGAACCAGAUUUGGUACAUGCUCAGCGAGGGUGUCCACCUGCACGCCCUCAUCUUGAACCAGCCACCCGCGCGCAUCAUCUCCAACCUGCUGGUCUUCGAGAGCCGCGCCAAGGCCUCCAAGCUCUGCGCCCUCAACGGCUGGAAUGCCAAGCAGCUCCCCGUGCUCACGCUGUUCCUGGGCCUGCGCUUCCGCAAGCUGCAGGAGAUCCGCCAGAGCCUCGGGCUCCUGCGCCCAGACCAGGAGAUGGAGGCCUGCCAAAUGAUCAUGGACUUCAUCCACGCCGGGUACUCGUGCGCGUCUCUCCUGCUGCCGUUCUCCCCCUCCCCGCAGCCCGUGGCGAUGGUCGUCCCGGCGGGCGGGCCUGUCCGCGAGCCCGGGCCGUCCGCGUCGCAGCUGCCGGCAGACCGGAGCUUCGUGUCCCGCCUCCUCGAGAUCUCCAUGCAGUUCGUCACGAAGCUGAUCCAGACGCGGGUGGCGCAGAUCCAGGAGUGCGAGGGCGCCUGCCGCGCUCUGACCUACCUCCAGCCGAAACACGCGGCCUCGGAGCCGCCGCAGUACGCCUCCAUGGUGCAUGAGCUCUCGCAGCUGACGGUGCACAUGCAGGCCCUGCGCGGGCUGCAGCAGCAGCUCAUCCGCUCAUUCGGCGAUGACAAGGCAUACGACAGCGGCAUCGUGAUCUCCUGCCCGCCGCAAGCGCCGGCUGCGGACCAACUCACUGCCGGCGAUAUGAAGACAGGCAUGGCGUCGCUGGACGCAGCUGUCUCACUGGCCACACGGUUGCAGGCAGGAGGAGACUUCGCUGCCAAGGACCGCGUGUCCGAGAUGGCGAAGCUCCGGGGGGGAGACAGCGCGGAGUCCAUCGUCCGCGGGGCGCUGAUCUCGGGCCGGGUAUCUUCAGCGCUGAACUGGUUCCACGAGCUCGCGCUACAGGACGGCUCGAGCGCGGCGGGUGCUAGCAGAGUCUUUGAAGAGUUCCGCGUCACGGCGGGGCGUUUGGCCUACCAGCUCGUCUGUAACCAGCAGCUCGACUUCCUCUUCGUGGCCAUACACAUGCUGCGAAACGUGGGCGAGAGCGUGAACAGGUUCUUCCGGGCCUUGGCCUUCCACACCUCCAAGCGCCUCGUGCGGCGGCGGCUCCUGCGGCACCUGCACCACAUGGGCAGGCUGACCGACAGCGAGCAGUCGCUCAUCUCCCUCGUCAACGUGCUCGAGCGGCUGUACACGAACCCGUGCUACACCACCGAGUUCAACCGCAUGACCACUGGGCUCGUGACGGGGCAGUACCCGCAGCGCGCGCACAGCGAGUCCAGCCCGCCCUUCUGCACGUGGCCGGCCGGCGGUCGCAGGAUGCUGCAGGUGGGCCUGCAGGUGGACGGGGCCAUCGGCGGGCACGUCGGGGUGGACACCGCGUCGGAGGACCUGGCCUUCGAGCAGCAGACGAGCCUGCGGGAGCUGCCCAUGUCGCAGCGCAUGCCGCUGGAGCUGUACGACAUGUGGGCGGGCUACCAGACGCCGGUGAUGGCCGCCAUGCUGGAGAUGCCCGGCGAGGCGCGCAGGGCGUGGGGCCACCUGCCCUGCGGGGACAUCGACGACCUGGACGCGCAGCCGGUGCUGGGGCUCUCGAACUUCCUCACGGGCUCGAACCUUGACAAGGGCCAGGAGAUGGAGUCCGUCGCCGACUUCGCCGACGACAAGAACGACGACGUCGACGUGCUCCAGGGGUCCACCGCUCAGGCCGCCAAGCGGACGACCUGUCGCCAGUGCCGACUGGAGGUUCCGCACGACGAUCUGGAGGCAGAGGAGCUUUCCCAGAAUAGCGGCAUCAAGGGCGCGACUGAGUUCUACAACGCCCUAGGCGUGGGUGAGGACGACGUCAAGCGGCACACGUUUGGCUACCUGCACGUCACCUUGAGUUGGAUGACGACCUGGAGCUGGGACACGCGGGCGCGCAUCAUCAUGGAGAAGACGCACUACUGGCCCGAGAUGGUGGAGUCCCUGGAGUGGCUGCGCCCGCCGGCCUCGGCAGGCCCCCCAGACUGCGCGUGGCGCAACUGCUGGCUGGACUUCCUCGUUGCCCACCAGGACUGGCGCGGGCUGGCCUCCUGGGUGCGCAACCUGCCGCUGCGCCUGGGCAACCGCGCGGACGAUCACGGCCGCAGCCGCGUGGACCUGACGCACCUCGAGGAGCGCGGCCUCCCGUACUGCACCUCCUACACGAAGGAGGUUGUGCUGCAGGAACUCGGGCGGCGAGGCCUCUUCUGCCGCGGCGACGUCCAGUCCUUCUCUGCGCUGCUGCGGCGCCUGGCGCAGUGCGGGCGCCUCUUCGGGGACUUCCUGCCGGUGGUGACCUCGCCCGCCGGCGCCUCGGACGACGCUGACGGCGGCGCCCUGCUCCCAGCAGAGGGCGCGCUGCCCCUCGACCGGCUCUUGCCUCGGAGGGUGGUGUGCCCGUUCCACAGAUUCUUCAUACACUUCUGCAUCGACCGCGACCUCCCCACAGCCAUGCUGCUGUACUUGCAGAAGUAUGAGCUGGCAACGAGGAUGGGAGACCUCAAGGCUCUGCAGCUCAGGCACGCGGAGAGGUCCUGGGCUUCGUUGCUCCUGGUCGGGCGACUCGGCAACGCCCACCUGUUCGCGGCCUCGCUACAGCACGCCGCCACCGUCUUCGCCGGAGAGGAGUGCGCCCCCACGCGCGGCGGAAGCAGACAGGCCGCGUGGCAGGACGCCGAGCGCGUCUACUACAUGCCCCUCAACAGCCUGGCGGCCCACAGCCCGGUGGCGUUCUUGGCGACACUGAUGUUCGCCCCCGUGGCGUCUGGGCUGGACGCGGCGGGGUCGCCGCAGGCGGUUCCGUGGCACGUGGAGGUGGGGCAGUUCCACCAGGUGGUCCAGGAGUACCCCGCGCUCCACGAGGCCUUCUUCCCAGCGGGCCUGCCGCCCGGGGGCCCGCCCCCGCCCAGUGGCGAGCAGGGGGCCGCGGACCCAGGCCUGGCGACCAGCCUGGUCGAGGCCGUGGCCGACGCCAACUGCGCCCGCUGGGCGUCGGGCAGGCCCGAUCAGCGCAGCGCCCAGCCGGUCGACGGCGGUGGGGGCGGCGGGCACAGCUGGAGGCUCAAGGACGGCGUGAAAGAGCUCGGGCUGGCAGCGGCGGGCGCGAACGAGAAGCUGCAGCACACGCUGGACGACAUGACCACCUUCAAGGAGGACGUGUCGCUGUCCACGCUGCUGGGAGACGUGGCCGCCUUCGACGUGCGCGAGGGGCUGAAGCCGCUGCCCAUCUUCGGGAAGCAGGACAGCGACGGGGCGGCGACGGUGGGCAACCUCUCCACGCUCGUGGCGCCCGGGGAGAAGUUCCGUGAUGAGCUGGGCGAGGGCUAUUUCUUGGCCCAGGGCCGGGCGAUGAUGGCCCUGCACGUGCUGCUGACCAAGUGCGAUUGGCGAAUGGAGCAGCGUGGCGAACUUCGCCGCGAGGCCCUGGUGCUGCCUGCCCAGGAUGCGAGGCGGUUGCACAAGGUCGCUAAGUCCGUCGCGCUGCACAACCUGCUGAACGAGGGGGUGGUCUCCAGCUCCGUCUGCCUGCUGGAGCUGUGCUCCCUGGAGACGGAGAUGCUCCGCGUCGACGUGCAGGCCGCUAAGCGCAUUUACGAGCACCUGGUGCUGAACCGCAGAGGGGCGGGCGGCGAGGACGGCGACGUGCCGCGGUCUGCGGCCGCCAGCGUCAUCGAGCUCUUCCUGUCCUUCCCGGACAUCGAGGACGCGGACGCGCCGAGCCGCGCGGCGGAGGCUGCCAUCAACUCGGGGCACCUGCUCACGGCUCUGCGCAUGCUCGAGGAGUCGACCUGGGCCCUGGACCCGCACCCCUCCGCGCCCACGGUGUCGUCCCUGCAGGCGCUGGCCUACGAUUCGCCCUGGCACCUGGUGGCCCUGUUCUGCCGUGUGCACUCCCUGCCGCGGUCGCUGACGCUGCUGCACGAGCUCGCGCGCAACAACGAUUGGGUCAUGUUCCUGCACGAGAGCGACCUGCAGCAGUGCCCCGGGGACACCGUCCUCGACAUCGUCGACGGCUACUUCACCGACGUGCCGCUGCAGAGCCACAUGCGGAACCUGGCCUACUCCAUUGCCGCCCAGGAGCGCAGCCUCGGCCGCGGGCUUCCGGACCGGGCCGACCGCAAGCCGGCCGACCGCAAGCCGGACGAGCUGUCGGAGCCGCGCGCCGAGGAGGCGGCGCAGGGUUCUCACGCACGGGGCGCGGACCGGCGCGCCGUGGACGCGAUCGGACUUCGGGGGUUGGCCAAGGGGGGGUGCUGA